AUGGCAAACAUCGAAGUUGAGGUGCUACCGGGACCAUUCCUGCAGCUUGGCGAAGGACCACACUGGGACAUCGAAUCCCAGAGCCUGUACUACGUUUGCAUUCUAUCCGGCAGCCUACUUCGAUACGUUUGGAAGGAGAACAAAACAUAUUCCGCGACAAUCGAGGGCACCACGUACGCAUCGUUCGUCAUUCCGGUGAAGGGUCAACGUGGUAAGUUUGUCGUUGGUAGCGGUACACGUCUCGUGCUGGUCAGCUGGGAUGGCCAAUCGGCGAGCGCCACCGUCGAGCGUGUGUUGACCGAUCUCGGACCAGAGGAGGCCGAUCAUCGCUUCAACGAUGGCAAGGUGGACGGCCAAGGGCGACUCUAUGCCGGCACCAUGCUAGCGGAAGAUUCGCACAAUCACAUCGAAAUGGACGACGGAAAGCUGUACCGGUACGAGGCCGGCGCUGGCCAAAUGGUGCCGCUCAAGAGCAAGGUACACAUCUCGAACGGACUGACCUGGAGUGUGCGUACACAGCGGUUCUACUACAUCGAUUCGUUCGCCUUCGACAUCAAAGAGUACACCGUGGACGCGGAUGGCAAUCUGACCAACGAGACCGUUUUGAUAAAGCUGAAAGAUGACGAAGCACCUACCGAGUUCAUCGCCGACGGUAUGACGAGCGACACCGACGGCAACCUGUACGUGGCCAUGUUCUCCGGCUCCAAAAUUAUCAAGAUUAAUCCAGAGACGGCCAAGAUUGUGCAGGAAAUCCCACUCCCGGUAGCGCAAGUCACUUCCGUUGCCUUCGGUGGACCGGAGUUGGAUGUCCUGUUCGCGACGACUGCUGCCAAGGAGCUGUCACUACCGCAGGAACCGCCUGCAGGAGCGUUGCUCCGGAUUACUGGCCUGCAAGCGCGUGGUACUCCGAUGAACGAGGUUGUCCUACCCACCACCAGUUCCUAGCCAGCGUUCCCCUUCUUGCCGGUGCCGGUAAUCAUUUCAAUUUCCACUCGAUGAACGUCGCCGAUCUGCAGCACUGCUGCUUCUGCUGCUGCUGCUGCUGUGGCCACUGUUCCCGGGGCAUUUUUUGUGUUAAAGAAGUGUCGCAUACUUUCCGCUCCGUUAUCCUACUAUUGUUUCCUUGGAGUGGCGUGGCGCUGCCAUUGGUUCGGUU
Anopheles darlingi is the source of this 1156-nucleotide messenger RNA. Its product is annotated as regucalcin-like. The coding region runs from base 1 to 945 and encodes 314 amino acids. NCBI's taxonomy places the organism in Eukaryota, Metazoa, Arthropoda, Insecta, Diptera, Culicidae. The record is from RefSeq and is a predicted model, not a curated record. The transcript has 4 exons. Gene Ontology annotation, biological process: L-ascorbic acid biosynthetic process. Gene Ontology annotation, molecular function: calcium ion binding; gluconolactonase activity.